CCCAUAAAUCACAGACAUCCAACCCGAAGCAGCAGCACUCGGCAACAAAGACAUCAUUGCUAACCUCCUCGACCAUUAAAGACAUCAAGUUCAUUAUGUCCGCAAACGCCGCCGAUACCGUUGUUGCUGCCGUCGAGAACACGGCCGAGAAAGCCAAGGAGGUCGCCUCUGCCACCGUGGAGACCAUCACCGAAGCUGUCAAGAACACUUCCAUCGCUCCCAAGACCACCGAGCCUAAGCCCGAUACUUCCGAGGCCGAUGCCGCCCACGCUGCGUCUGCUGCCGAGGGCAGGAGACUCUACAUUGGAAAUCUGGCCUACUCGACUACCGACGAGCAGUUGAAGGAGUUUUUCGAGGGAUUCUCUAUUGAGUCGACCUCGAUCCCCACCAACCCCCGUACCGGUCGUGCCGUCGGUUACGCCUUUGUCGACCUCACCACCAAGGAGGAGGCCGACCGUGCCAUUGAGCAGCUCAGCGGUAACGAGGUUCAGGAGAGGAAGGUUAGCGUUCAGCUUGCCCGCAAGCCCGGAGCUGCCAGCACCGGGACGAAGAAGCAGCACAAGCAGCAGGAACAGCAGGAGCCUCGCGAGGAGGGUGCUGUUGCCAACGAGGAGGGUGGCGAGGGCAAGAGGGGCCGUGGUGGCGUUAGGGGACGCGGCCGGGGACGGGGUGGACGUGCUAAGCGUGGUACCCGUGGAGAGGCUGGAUCCGGCGACGAGACCGCCGCCGACGGUUCCAACAAAAUCCAGCCGUUGGUCGAAUCCACCAACGUCAAGACCGUCGAUGCCUCGGGCGAGGAGGCUCACCAGGAUGGCAAUGCCGCGUCGGCUUUCAAGGGCAAGAAGAAGCGUGGCCCCCCCGAGAAUGGCAUUCCCAGCUCGACCAAGAUCAUGGUCGCCAACCUUCCCUACGAGCUGAGCGAGGAUCAGCUCAAGGAACUCUUCAAGGACUACCAGCCCGAGUCCGCCAAGAUUGCCCUUCGUCCUAUCCCCCGCUACAUGGUUCGCAAGCUGCAGCAGCGCGGCGAGCCUCGCAAGGGUCGCGGCUUCGGGUUUGUUACCCUUGCUUCUGAGGACAUGCAGAAGAAGGCCGUUGAGGAGAUGAACGGCAAGGUCAUCGAGGGUCGUGAGAUCGCCGUCAAGGUGGCGAUUGAUUCCCAGGUUAGCGAUUCCGAGGACAAGGAGAACACCACCGAGGAAAAGACUGAGGACAAGAAAGAGGAGAAUGAAGUUAAGCCUGCUGCCGUUGCCGUCGCUGCGGCUGUUCCUGAGCCCGUCGUGGUUUAAGGACGUCGACACCGGUUGUUCGACGAGACUUUGAACGACUUGGAUUGACUACAGUCAUCCAAACGAUACGAUUGUAACGAUGAAAAUAGAUGGGACUUGGUAAUUGU
Molecule: messenger RNA, 1393 nt
Organism: Tricharina praecox
Lineage: Eukaryota; Fungi; Ascomycota; Pezizomycetes; Pezizales; Pyronemataceae
Exons: 5
Coding region: 96-1286 (396 amino acids)
Molecular function (GO): RNA binding
Source: RefSeq, a predicted model, not a curated record